Paramisgurnus dabryanus is the source of this 2373-nucleotide messenger RNA. RefSeq names its product quiescin Q6 sulfhydryl oxidase 1 (gene qsox1). The record is from RefSeq and is a predicted model, not a curated record. Lineage: Eukaryota; Metazoa; Chordata; Actinopteri; Cypriniformes; Cobitidae. Gene Ontology annotation, biological process: protein folding. Gene Ontology annotation, molecular function: protein disulfide isomerase activity; flavin-dependent sulfhydryl oxidase activity. Gene Ontology annotation, cellular component: Golgi membrane.
UUGUAAUAGUUCAGUUUGAGCUGAAAUAUAGGAAGAUGGCGCAUCGCGGAGGUGCCACGUCUUAUCACGCAACAAAACGAAGAUUAAAUCCUUUGAAGCCCUUUACGUGUUGUGUUAUUUCUUUUCUAUGUGCUUUCCCUUUAAUCGCAGACGGCGGUUUGUACACGGCGUCGGAUCAGGUCAUUAUUUUAUCACCUGAUAAUGUGGAUUCCGUCUUGUUUUCAUCCAGUUCGGCUCUGGUGGUGGAGUUUUACGCGACGUGGUGCGGACACUGUGUCGCAUUUUCACCCGUGUGGAAAAGCUUGGCCAGAGAUAUCAAAGAAUGGAAGCCUGCUGUGGAUCUGGCUGCUAUUGAUUGUGCGGAUGAGAAGAACAGAAGAGUUUGCAUCAGAUUUGGAAUCACAGGAUAUCCCUCUCUGAAGUUCUUCCCUGCUUACUCGAGCAAUACGUCCACUGGGCAGGACCUCAGAGGAAUCCCGAGGGAUGUGAGAGGACUUCGGCACUACAUUAUUGAAAAAUUGGAAAUGCGUGACCAGACGUGGCCACCUGCUUGUCCACCAUUGGAGAUAGCAAGUGAAGCAGAGAUCGACAGCUUCUUUCAAACCAGCACUGUGAAAUAUCUGGCUCUUGUGUUUGAAAAGAAAAAUUCUUAUGUGGGAAGAGAGGUGACGUUGGACUUAUUGCAGUAUGAGAACGUAGCUGUGCGCAGGGUUUUGGACACGGAGACAAGUUUGGUGUCCAGGUUUGGUGUGACUGAGUUUCCUUCCUGUUACUUAUACAACUCGUCUGGAAACAUCUCGAGACUGAAAGUACUCAAUGAAGCACGCGUCUUCUACUCAUACGCCCUCCAGAGACUGCCGGGAGUUGUGAGGACAGGCAAAGUUAAAAUCCCUAUCACCGAUCUCAUCCAGAACACAACCCUAGAGGAGUGGAGAACAUUUAACAAGACUCGUGUAUAUAUGUCUGAUCUGGAAUCAGCGCUUCACUACUCUCUGCGUGUAGAAGUGGCUGCUCACGUCAGCAUUAGUGGAGAUGAUCUGAUUGCGCUCAAGAAGUUCGUAAACGUGCUGGCAAAGUAUUUUCCAGGUCGUCCCUCUGUAAAGAGUGCACUGAAGACUGCGAACAGCUGGUUACAAGAACAGAAGGGCACAAAGAUUGAAUACAAUGAUUUUAGAGAGGUGCUGGAUAAUGUUGUACAGAUGAGCGACGCGGUGUUGCCUGAAGGUGUGCGAUGGGUCAGCUGUCAGGGAUCUCAGGCCCGUUACCGUGGUUACCCCUGCUCAAUGUGGACCCUCUUCCAUGUGCUCACGGUACAGGCAGAUGAAAUCGGGGGUUCAGACCCUCAGGAAGUGUUGCAGACACUGAGAGGGUACGUCAAAAGUUUUUUUGGCUGCAGAUAUUGUGCGACUCACUUUGAGAGUAUGGCCGACGAAGACAUGGAUUAUGUGAACUCACUAUCUGGUGCUGUCCUCUGGCUGUGGCUUCGACACAACCAAGUCAACAACCGCUUGGCAGGAGACCUUAGCGAAGACCCGCAUUUCCCCAAGAUUCAGUGGCCACCUCCGGAUUUGUGUCCCACCUGUCACAGUGUGAAAUGGACCGGCGAGCACCACUGGAACAAAGAGGAGGUGUCCCCAUUCCUCAAAAACUACUUUUCCUCAUCUCGCAUCUUACCAGACUACCUCCAAGACGAGACCCAAGCUCUCAUCCAGCAGAGAAACAAACUCACAGCCGCUCGGAUGGAGAAAGAAGCGGGUCGCGGUCCAGGGAGGAAAGCUCGAGAGAUCCAUCCUUCUUCUGCGACUGAAGCUCCUCAGGGAGAGGAAACUGAUGAGGAAGAAGAAGAAGAGGAAGAGCCCACCCUGGAGGAACAGGCCGGUGAGCAGUACCCUGCGGGGUCCGAGGGAAUGGAGGACACGACUCCUAUACAGGCACCUUGGGAGAAGCCGCAAUCCCCGCGCAAGCCGAGAUUUGUGGGCCUGAAGCUAAGGGAGACCCCGGAGGACAUAGUAGACCUGGACUCCUUUGUCGGCCAACACUAUAAAGCUAAAGCUCUCCGCGCCGCGUCCAUGUCAACCGUGGUGCGGCAGAGGAGUCUCCAAAAGCAGAACGAUGUGGAUGACGUCCAGUUUGAGAGAGGCUGGAGGGUGAAGCGGGAUCUGGGAAGCCGGGAAGAGAACCUUGGGAUUGAGCCGUACCCCAGAUCCCAAAGCAAACGUUGGAUGUCUGUGUUUAGUGUGGGAUUCUCCAGAUUGGAUGUGAGCUUGUGUGUCCUGCUGUAUCUUCUCUCCACUGUCUGUCUGCUAGGCAUGUAUCUGUAUUUUAAACUAAGGAUUAAACAGAGACGUGCUAAGGUGUCUCUGCCUUAGGUGU